Molecule: messenger RNA, 3096 nt
Organism: Trichechus manatus latirostris (Florida manatee)
Lineage: Eukaryota; Metazoa; Chordata; Mammalia; Sirenia; Trichechidae
Gene: POLR3G
Product: RNA polymerase III subunit G
Exons: 8
Coding region: 557-1228 (223 amino acids)
Biological process (GO): transcription by RNA polymerase III; cell population proliferation
Cellular component (GO): RNA polymerase III complex
Source: RefSeq, a predicted model, not a curated record
AGGGGGAGGAAGGACGCCUUCUACCAGGUCAGCAGAGCGCAGAGACUGCACUGCCUGCACCCGGUCGCAGGAGCAAUAGCAGCCUCAGCAACCGUAGCAUGAAGGAGUGUUAACGCAGGGGCCUCUACACAGGAAAUCCAGAAGAUACUUUCCCCACCGCCGGGGGGGUUUGGCUGCAGAGGCUGCAAAAGAACCGUGGGAGGCUACCACAAGCCUACCAACGUGCCGCAAUGCUCACUCCCACCAGGCGCGGAAAGUCAGGCCAACAGGUUGGACGGCGACUACGGCGCCUGCCAAGGGCUAAAAAGCUCUUUGCCCAGGAGGUGGGACUUAACUAGGUAGUGGGCGGGGCUAGUUGGUUGGAAUCCGAACGCGGUUGUCGGGCCGCGUGGAGGGCGGAGCGCGCGUCUCCCAAAGUGGGGCCAGCGACCCGCAGCUUCGGCGUCCUCUGCUCGCAACCUUACUUUGCCGGCCGGCAGUUCUGCUGCAUAGUUUUGCCAAAGCAACGAGUCUUAGUGAACAGAAUUUGCUCACUUUUCUGGUAUAACCAGUUCUGAUGGCUGGGAAUAAAGGAAGGGGACGUGCUGCUUAUACAUUUAAUAUUGAAGCAGUUGGAUUUGCCAGAGGUGAAAAGUUACCUGAUGUAGUAUUGAAACCACCCCCAGUAUUUCCUGAUACAGAUUAUAAACCAGUGCCACUGAAAACAGGAGAAGGUGAAGAUUAUAUGCUGGCCUUAAAACAGGAGUUUAGAGAAACAAUGAAAAGAAUGCCUUAUUAUAUAGAAACACCUGAAGAAAAACAAGAUAUUGAAAGGUAUAGUAGAAACUAUAUGAAAAUAUACAAAGAAGAAUGGGUACCAGAUUGGAGGAGACUCCCAAGGGAGAUGAUGCCAAGGAAAAAAUGCAAAAAAGCAGGCCCAAAGUCCAAAAAGGCAACAGACGCUGGCAAAGUCACUUCAGUCACUAAUACUACUGAUGUGUUGAAAAAAAUUGAGGAAUUGGAAAAGAGAGGUGAUGGUGAAAAAUCAGAUGAGGAAACUGAAGAGAAAGAAGGAAACAAAGAGAAAAGUAAAGAAGGUGAUGAUGAUGAAGAAGAUGACGCUGCAGAACAGGAGGAGUACGAUGAAGAGGAGCAAGAGGAGGAAAAUGAUUACAUUAAUUCUUACUUUGAAGAUGGAGAUGAUUUUGGUGCAGACAGUGAUGACAACAUGGAUGAAGCAACCUAUUAGCCAUAAUAUUUCUCAAAAAAUUUUUAUGAUAACAGUUUCUGAACAUUCGGACAGGAUUGUUUUCUUUAUUUCUGAUAAGGAAUAAGUAAGUAUUCUAUUUUUGUUCCUGUUGUGUUGGACAGUUGUUACCAAAACUUGUAGAACCGUUUUGUUUACAUAGUAGUUAGCUUACAGAUUAACCUCUGACACUCUGACAUUCCCUGUAAACACCUCUGUCAUCCUUUUAUGUGUUUAAGUGGAUUUUUUAAAUAAUUAUUUGGAUUCCUUUGUGCCUAAAGAGCCUUUGCAUCUCUCAGUCUAUGCAUUCAUACUUGAACAAAUUAUUCUUGUUUAACUUUUGAUCUUUUGUGAAACUAUUUACUAGUCAUCAUAAUGGAUUUCUGUAGUCUAAAAUUUGAUUUAAUACUGCACAUGGAGCACUUUAAAAAACAAAGAAACUUGAAAAUAACUUUAGUUUUACAUGCUAUGUUGUGUGCUACUACAUUAUGACUAUUUAAACCUACCUGAGCUCUUACAAGUGCAAAGUUUGGAGAUUGGAAGUUUUAUGAUUGACAGCAAAUUUACCAGGAAAGGGGCCUAGCUGAGCUAUAUAAAUUUUGUAGCUCACGUCUCAACCAGUUGAAAGUGACAUUCACCUGGGGGAAUAGUAUAAAUACUUGAAUGUGGGGCUGGCUUCAUUCAUACAAUAUAUGAAUUAAUCAUCCUACUGUAAUAAGCUUGACAUCUUCAAAUAGUUGGACUUAAUGAAAAAUCAGAGAGACAUUUUAUUUAACUUUGUAACAUACAAAAAUGUGAAGUAAGUUCUAGUCAUAUAAAUUUCACUACAGGAUGCAUAUGUGUAAUGUCUGAGGUGUAGUAGCCUCUGUUGUGUUUCACUCGACUUACAAACUGUACAAUUGAUUUAUAUAAUAAUGCAGGAUGAAACUCAGGUAAUUUUAAAAUUAAAAUUAGUCUUCUGUUUUUUUUUUUUAACUUAAAAGCUAGCCUCCCUCCCGUCUUUUUAUAUUUUGGGGGAAAAUACCUAAAAAUCUCAGCCUCCAAAGACUGACAGAUGCCAAAGAUAUUCAUGGAAAUUCAUAUUAUAUAUUAUAAAAAGGAUUUAUUAAUAUUACUCACCAAAAGAAAUAAUUUAUUUUCCGCUUUAGAAAAUGCCGUCCACGACCUGCUAACCUGAGAAUCAGAGACCCAGAUUCUAUUUCUACCUGUACUAUUAGACUCAACCUUGAAACUGAGCUUGGUUUUCUGUGCCUUAGUUUCUCCAUUUGUAAACAAUUUCCUAUAAAAAUUGUUUAAACACCAAUCAGAAUUUUCCACAUAUAUUCAUUCUCUUACCUUACAGAAAUCAUCAAUUCUUAAUUUAAAUUUGGUUACCACCCUAAAAAAAAUUGUAGCUUGGAAAAUGACAGAAAACGUAGCUUUAAGAAACAAACAUGUUUUCCUCACGAAACAUACUAUAAUUUGAUUUUCGCAUCUUAUAGUGGGGAAAAUUGAAGAAAAUAUAAAUUGUCUUGUGCCAUUUUGUAAUACGACUUUCUCAGGAAAAAGAUCACUUCCAGUGGCAAAUACUUCCUCGAAUAAUUUAAGGCAGUGUGAGGACGAUUAUUAGCUUAGUGCUGUGUUGACUAUAUGUGAAUUACUUCUUUUUUAAAGGAGCUUAUCAAAAAUUUAAAAGAUUCUAAAUGGAAAACAUUAAUAAAACAAGUGUACUUUAAAGUAGCAAUCUCCUGUACUUAGAGUAGAAACCUCACGAAGUUUUCAGUAGUUAUGGACAAAUAAAGUCAUUUGGGAUCGCUAAUUAAUGUACGUGUUUUAUUCUCUCACCUCUUCGGUGUUGUUGUUCUUAGGUGCUAUGGAGUCGGUUCUGACUC